Molecule: messenger RNA, 2651 nt
Organism: Exophiala mesophila
Lineage: Eukaryota; Fungi; Ascomycota; Eurotiomycetes; Chaetothyriales; Herpotrichiellaceae
Exons: 1
Coding region: 276-2387 (703 amino acids)
Source: RefSeq, a predicted model, not a curated record
GGCCUUUUCCAUCAAGCUACGUCGUAUCUGUUCAGAUUUCCGACACAAUUCAUUCCUCAUCCUCGCCAACCCUAACUGGGAUUUUCAGCCUCAUUUCUUGACCUCCUUCAAAUCUGUGAGAGUCUCCAUUAGAGUCAUGGUACCAUCGUCAUAAUUGUUGGCUGGUUCCAACACCACUCCCGUCCUCGAACGAUCAAUCCUUCGCAUGUCCUGAUUCAACCCCAACCUAGAGGGCCUGCCCCAACCUACGGAUACAAUACUACUUGAGAAUAAUCAUGGGUCCUAUCGAGUUCAACAAAAGGCGGAUACUCAUCCUUGUAGCAGCCGUCAUCGCGUUUGUCAUUCUCCUCAACGGCUUGACCUUUCACGACAGUCUCAAAGACGCGGCCGCCCACAUUCCUCUGCCCAUAAACCUGACCCCUACUGGCCACACACCACAUGUCCCCUUCGAAGAGGAUGAUGACGAUAUCUGGGAUCUUGACGAUCCGGACGAAGCUGAAGCGCCGCCUCCACCUCCUGCGCCUUCGUCACCAUCAACAUCCGACGAUGGCGCAGCUCCUCCACACAACCCCAAGCAACCUGCGACUCCCGUCAAGGCGACUCUCGACUCCCAUCCCAUCGCGCAGAUGAUGGAAGACGCCGACAAACAAUGGAGGAUAUAUGAGAGUAGUGUCUCUACCACAUUUCGACAGACAGUGGAAAAGUACCGAAGCACACAUGGAAGACAUCCUCCUCCAGGAUUCAAGGACUGGUACAAGUUUGCUCGCGAGCGCAAUGUCUUCAAUAUUGACGACUUCCAACAAAUCAUGGACGAUCUUCGUCCAUUCUGGUCCGUCAAUGCAUCCGAUAUUCGGAUCCAUGCAGCUCACAUGGCCGAGAAUCCUAAAUUUGGGGCUGCAGUCAUCAGCAUUCGCAAGCACAAGGUGGCCAACGUUCUGAACGGUAGUUGGAGAUCAGAAACAAUGGUCAAGGUGAUCGAUACUUUUAUCAAGUAUUUACCAGACAUGGACAUUGCCAUGAACCGGCUCGACCAACCCCGUCUUCUAGUGCCUUGGGAGGAUCUGCAGGAAAUGCUCAAUCGAGAAUACGAAUCUCGAGCCAUGCCUCCUGAAGUCUUGGACAGCUUCACCGUUGAUCAGUCGGAAUUUUUGGACUUUACCAUCGAAGAUCCCAAGGACGACCCAUCCACCCGCCUGGACGGUGGUUGGUUCUUCCGACCUGGGCAGCAGUACAUGGAUGUCGCAUCCAAAGCCUGCCCCCCAGAAUCUCCGGCCAGGGCUAACUUGACCAUUGCAGAGGCGGACGCCUUGUACAAAGAUCCCUUGUCUGGGAUUGUCAAGAAUUUCAAUCUUUCAUCGGACUUAUGCACAGUCGGCCCUACCAUCCAAGAUCUUCAUGGGAUGCUAUAUUCCGCCAGCAGCAUGAUUGUAUCCCAUAAACUCGUGCCCAUAUUUGGCGAAUGCAAGGUCAACGUCAACAAUGACAUUUUAUUCCCCGCCAACAUGUAUUAUCGACAUGACGUCCGCUACGACUACGACCCGAAGGAUGAUGUGGAUUGGCGUGAUAAGAAGAACGACAUUAUUUGGCGUGGAGUCACCUCAGGCGGUGUCCAAUUAUCCAGCAAUUGGGCUACCAUGCAUCGACAGCGACUAGUGCAAUUGUCCAACGGUACUUAUGUCAAGGAGGCUGGUGUCACAGCCAAGAUUUUGUCUCAGAAACGGGCUGGGACCACUCCUCAAAACAGCUCCUAUGAACCGGUGGCAAACUUCGAGCCAUCCCAAUUCGCCAACGAACAUAGCGACAUAGGCUUUGUGGAAGCCUGGGGCUGCGUGCCAAAUUGUAGUUUCUACAACAACAUCUUCUCGUGGAAACCCCAGGUUCCUCUUACAUCACAAUUCAAGUCGAGAUACUUGAUCGAUAUUGACGGUCACUCGUUCUCGGGUAGAUGGCAUGCAUUCUUACAAAGCAAGAGUUUGGGAUUAAAGGCCACUAUUUUCCGAGAAUGGCACGACAGCAGACUGUUUGCUUGGCGUCACUUUGUCCCUGUCGACAACCGCUAUGAUGAUCUAUAUUCUCUACUGACGUAUUUCAUUGGCUAUGGCAGUCCCAACAUGGAACAUGCUUUGGAAGCUGGAGAUGCCAACCCUCAAGUCUACGUUCCCCCACAUGCCAAAGAAGCUCAAACACUGGCCAAGCAAGGCCGAGAAUGGGCCAACAAAUCCCUGAGGCGCGAAGACAUUGAAGUAUACAUGUUUCGACUACUUCUCGAGUACGGACGUUUGAUUGAUGAUAACCGCGACUAUAUUGGGUAUUCCGGUGACGGAAGUGAAUUGGACAAAUACGAUGCCGGCGAAGAGGGCCGAUGGGGCAUCGGUGGAUGGAAAUGAAGAUACAAUAUGAUGUGCAUUAUCAAGGGAUAAGUCCCAAUUAUAGGAUGGUUUCUCGACCUACAACGGCAACGCAUGUUUGGAUCAUUCGGCUAACCGCUUUAGCCGAGAGCGAUCGUCUGUUUAUCAUUAAAACCAAGGGCGAUUUUCCUGCCAAUGUUCAUGUUUGGCAUACUGAGCAGUCCAAAACCCCUUGACGUCGAUUGUUAUAUACAUACCCUUCUGUACUUAGUCGUAGCCAAUAAGCGAUGCUUUGGUGUAAAA